Molecule: messenger RNA, 393 nt
Organism: Gryllus bimaculatus (two-spotted cricket)
Lineage: Eukaryota; Metazoa; Arthropoda; Insecta; Orthoptera; Gryllidae
Source: the annotation of a GenBank genome assembly
AUGAGAUCGAGCGAGGUGAGAUGGAGGGCGCUGAGACUGAACGACGUGGGACAGAACGAGGUGGGAUGGAACGAGGUGGGACUGAACGAGGUGGGACUGAACGAGGUGGGACAGAACGAGGUGGGACGGAACGAGGUGGGACGGAACGAGGUGGGACGGAACGAGGUGGGACGAAGUGAGGUGGGGCGAAGCGAGCGUACUUCAAUGGGACAGUACACGCAUCAGGCUUCGAUGCGGCGUCGCGCCGCGAUGCUGCGUCUGCUGGGGAUGCGGCUGCUCACGCGGCUGCUGCUGCUCGUGUGCUCGCUCAGCCUGCUCAGCCUGCUCUUCCUCAGCCGCUGCGGCCUCAACCUCGAGACCGUGGUCAUCGACCCGGGCACCGGUACUAACUAG